Molecule: messenger RNA, 2360 nt
Organism: Ostrea edulis (European flat oyster)
Lineage: Eukaryota; Metazoa; Mollusca; Bivalvia; Ostreida; Ostreidae
Product: collagen alpha-1(IV) chain-like
Exons: 14
Coding region: 539-2050 (503 amino acids)
Molecular function (GO): protein binding
Source: RefSeq, a predicted model, not a curated record
AAUCAAAUAAAAAAUUCGCUCAAAAUGACAUUCUAACAUCAACAACAUUCUUUUGGAAGGAAAUGGGUUUGUCUUCAAAAAGGAAUCCUGUAAUUUAUCCAGUGAAAUGAUGAAAUUACGAUGUAGUGCUGGCUAAUUUAACUAGCGAUAAGAUUGAGGUAGAUACGGAAGCUCGAUCUGAAAGUAGGUAGUUUGCCGUUACGGUAACCUUUGACCCUCUCUGAAAUCUACACAGUGUACAAUCGUAUUGCGUUACUCGUUUUUCAACCAGAGUGAGUCGGCCUGAGGUAUUUCUUGUGGUACGGACGGAUUUGCUUUAUGUUAAUCAUUUGUAAGUCAUGAUACUGUCGAUGGAUAUAGGAUUAUUGCCUUCAAGUUGAUAAAAUGAACUCAGGAUUUUGAUGCCAAUUACAGAGGUUGAAGGGACUAAAAUCGAAUUUCCUCUUCGUUAACAGAGAUGAAUUGCUGACCCAGAUAUAUAAUUUAUUCCAUGUUUCAUUUUAAGCCGAAAAAGUAGCUCUUGUUUAAUUAAUCAACAAUGAAGACUUUUGGAUAUUCUCCUUGCUGUGCUGUUAUAGUGACUUUCUUAACCGUUGUGAAAGCAACUUAUUUCAAAACACAACUCCAGGCUCUUCGGAGAACACCGGUUUACUACCCUUAUAGACAGAUGACGAGAAACAGCAACGGUAACUAUUGCAGUAAAUCUAUUAUCACAUAUCAGUCCAAGUGGUGUUGGGACCAAUUGCAGCAUAAAUGGAUACCUAGACAACAACCAGUAAGAAAGAUGGUAAAAGAAUGUUGUCCAGGAUAUGAAGGAAGAAACUGCGAAAAACUUUGUUUUACUUGUGAUCAAUAUCAUAAAUUAAGGAAUCAAGUAACAACGUUAGAACGAGAAUUACGAAAUAAAGGCAACACAACCACAAUAAUAACUGGUAGAGGAAGAAAAGGAGAACCAGGGUUUCCUGGCCCCCCAGGGCCACGUGGUCCAGAAGGGGAAACAGGAUUGGUUGGAUUGCCAGGUCAGAAAGGGGAUCCAGGAGUACCAGGACCACCUGGAUUUUCGGGUGAAAGAGGAAAAGAUGGAUUACCUGGAGAGCCUGGAAAACAAGGAAGCAAAGGAAACCCUGGCGCCAUAGGUCCUAGUGGGCCCCCAGGACUGCCAGGCUCGGACGGGAUCAGGGGCCCUCCAGGGGUGUCCGGACUGAAGGGUGAAAAGGGUGAUGCUGCAGAGGACGGGAUUACAGUUGACCAGUAUACGUUCCUAGUUGAAAAAAUUGAUAAUUUUGAAAACAAGAAUGGUUUACCUGGUAAAGAAGGUCCGCAGGGUCCUCCUGGACCUCCUGGCCCCGAGGGUUUACAGGGACAAUCUGGAAUACCUGGAGUGAAAGGAAACCCAGGGGAGAGAGGCUUUCCAGGAGAAAGAGGUCCACAAGGAUCUAUAGGACUCCCAGGAGAACGCGGUAGAGAUGGGCGACCUGGAUCCAAGGGCGAACGAGGGGAAGCAGGCCUGCCAGGAGCUCCUGGGCCAAUGGGUCCCACAGGAACGACGGGAAUUACUGGUGAGCCUGGUCGCCCAGGGAACCCAGGAUUACCCGGACCUCAGGGUGAAAAAGGAGAAGCUUCACAAUUUCCUAUUUCAGUUGCUGAAUACAAACUUCUGGUGAAUCGUGUAGAGGAACUAGAGAAAACAGUAGCUAUAUGCUGUGCUCCAUCAACAACUCCCCUGAUCACCACGACACAGUUCCAGUGUGAAUCUAACCAGCAUCAAUGUGGUGGCACUAAUCCAAGAUGUAUACCUCAAGACUUCGUUUGUGAUGGACUGGGAGACUGUGAUGACCAAUCGGAUGAAUCACCAGAUCUUUGUGGGAAAACUCGACCAACUUGCCCAGAAGGCUUGUUUGCCUGUAACAACGGCCAGUGCGUGAGAUCAGAUGCAAAAUGUAACGGGGCUCCUGAUUGUGCAGAUUUAAGUGACGAGGCAAACUGUCCAGAUGAGGACAUUGAAAUAAGUGGAGAUAAUGUAAACCGAGGUGACAUACCAAAAAAAUAAUCCAAAAAGGCUUAUCACAUUACCUUGCCGCACGCCACGGUUGUAUUUUUGGAGUGAGAAUUCUUCACAACACCGCCAACUAUGGAGAUUUAUUGACAUUUUCAUUUAUGUUUUAUUGAUGUUUUUUUUAAAAAAAUAAUCUUUUGAUACAUUUAUAAACUCGUAUAUCUUGAGCACUGUUUAAAAUAAUGUCUGUAUACUUCGUAAUUAUGUAAUAAUUUUUAACAAGAUUACUUUUACUAAUCGUAUCAUUUAAUAAUUCAAAAAUUUAUAUCCAUUUCUAAAAUACAAUAAAAUAUUUGUAGCCAAA